GUGGAACUGUAAACUAAAAUAAACUAAUGAAAUAUACAAAAGCAGUAUUAGCAAUCAUCCUUCUCCUCUUGCUCAGCGAAGCUAUUGCCAGAGACUUGAGAAGCUCUAGCAGUAGUAGAAGCUCAAGCAGAAGCUCAAGCAAAAGUUCUUCAAGAAGAAGAUCAGGUUAUGGAUCAAGCUCUUCUACGUACAGUGGAAGUGGAGAGUCAUGCAAAGGUAGUACAUUUAAAUGAGUAAUUUUACCUAUCAUUAUUACUCUGAGUGUUAUCCUUGCCAUACUCGCUAUUGCAGGCAUUAUUCUAUUUUGAGUAUAUUGACCCAAAGAAUGUAAAAGAAUCUGUGAAUGUCUUUUCUGUUGAUGGUGCCAAGUUGGGUCUUAUCUAUGAAAAGAAUUAAAACAAAAGUGAAAAAGAACAAAGAAAAAGGCUCCAUCAUCUCAAACUAAUAUCAAAGAACUUGAUGACAAAUUCAAAGUAGAAGAAAUGGUUCAAAUACAAAAGAUUGAAGCAAAAGAGGAAAAAGAACAAAAUAAAGAAGUAACCUUAGUUCGCAAUAAAGUGUUCGUCAGAACAAAAAUUCCUUCCUAUAUUGUAAAAGGAAGUUUUUCGAACGAAUUUCCGUCAGAGUCAAAUAGCACUGAAAAUGAACCUGAGAGCUCGUUUUCAGUACAGUCUGUCGAGGACACCUCAAAAUCAGACCCUAGCGCUUCUUCAGACUCCAAAACCUCCCAAGAUUCUCGACCAGCUGAGGAACUGGUUUAAAUAACACUUUUCUUCAUUUU
Molecule: messenger RNA, 781 nt
Organism: Moneuplotes crassus
Lineage: Eukaryota; Ciliophora; Spirotrichea; Euplotida; Euplotidae
Source: the annotation of a GenBank genome assembly